This is a messenger RNA of Clarias gariepinus (North African catfish), 2477 nucleotides long. It is a transcript of the gene ttll3, whose product is annotated as tubulin tyrosine ligase-like family, member 3. Gene Ontology annotation, cellular component: cilium. The transcript is spliced from 13 exons. The record is from RefSeq and is a predicted model, not a curated record. Gene Ontology annotation, biological process: protein polyglycylation; cilium movement; cilium assembly. The coding region runs from base 120 to 2477 and encodes 785 amino acids. Lineage: Eukaryota; Metazoa; Chordata; Actinopteri; Siluriformes; Clariidae. Gene Ontology annotation, molecular function: protein-glycine ligase activity, initiating.
UUAGAUUAGAUUAGAUUGGAUUCAGUUUUAUCGUGUAGAAGUAGGAGCGGAUCCCGGAGUCAGGAGUGGAUCAGUGACCCGGACAUGAGAUAACUGAAGAUACGGAUGACCUUCACAACAUGAGCAUGCAGCAGCAAACGCCAGGAUCUCCUCAGCAGGCAAGGGCACGGAGCAGUCGUGUGAGUCUUCCUGUGAUGCGCAUCGACAGACUGCGAGCAGCCAAAGCUCUAGCGGCCAAGGCUGUGAAGGAGAAGAAGGUGUUCUCCGUGCUAGGGCCGUACCCUAUGAUUCGCGCCGGUCUCAGGGCCAGAGGCUGGGUGGAGCGCUGCCUGCCCCGCGCAACCACAUACAGUCCACGCUCUGGAGACCAGGAGGCUGGGGCCGUGGACGAGACUGAGAGCAGCAAUGAUGAAGGACAGGACGCAGACAAGGAGGACGACUGUGAUGACACACACCACCUCAUGUCUCGUCUGGUGCAAAACGAAAUGACGUAUUUCUACUGGACUACUCGGAGAGACUCAGUCGAAUACCUGACAUUACAGAAAGACCAGAUGACUAAUCACUACACAAAAACAACAUCCUUCACCACUAAGGUGGGUUUAUGCAUGAGUUUGAGGAACCUGCAGUGGUUCGACUCGACAGACCCCGACACGUUCUUCCCACGCUGCUACCGGCUGGGAGCGGAGGAUGAAAAGGAAGCGUUCAUUGAUGAUUUUAGACGAACUGCGUGCACAAGCCUGCUACGGUAUGUUAUAGAGAGAGCUGGAGGGCAAGUGGAGGACGACAGGAUGGGCAGAAUCGAUCUUGUUAAACAGCCUCUGGGUCUGGGCAAGCAUCAUAAACAUCAAGCCAAGCAGAGGGUAGGAUGUGGACUGAUUGAGACGGCACUGCGUGUGUGUCAGGAAUAUCUAAACAGCAUGGAACACCGUGACAUAGACGUCUCUCUGGAAACUCCACCCAUUCUCUCAGACGAGCAGUGGACAAACUUUAUCCACAACUACUACAUGGUCAUUCAUGAUGGAGUGAUAUUAGAGGGAUGUAUCGAGUACGCAGAGCGCUGCCAGUCUAUGCUAGCCCGAAUGAAAAAGGUCUGUUCACAGCUGGAGACAGAUGGAGUCAAUAACAUCUGGAUUAUUAAACCAGGGGCGAAAUCAAGAGGCAGGGGUAUAGUGUGUAUGAACAGGCUAGAUGACAUCCUGGACUUAGUAAACAAAGACUCAGCUAUGAUUAAAGACAGCAAGUGGGUGGUGCAGAAGUAUGUAGAGCGCCCCCUGCUGAUCCAUGGCACUAAGUUUGACGUGCGCCAGUGGUUCCUGGUGACAGACUGGAACCCUCUCACUGUGUGGUUCUACGGGGAAUGUUACCUGCGCUUCUCCACCCAGGUCUACUCCACAAACAACCUGGACAGCUCUGUCCAUCUCUGCAACAACUCCAUUCAGAAAUAUUUCCAGCCGAGUGCGCGUCGUGACCCAAUGCUGCCAGCUGAGAGCAUGUGGUCGUGUUCCGAGUUCCGCUCCUGGCUCUCGGCUGCAGGUCGGGGCGGUCUGUGGGACGAGGUGGUGCUUCCAGGCAUGAGGAAGGCCCUGAUUCAGACGCUCCUUACGGCGCAGGACAGUGUGGAGCCACGCAAGGCAAGCUUCGAGCUCUAUGGAGCAGACUUUCUCCUGGGGAGUGACCUCCACCCCUGGCUGCUGGAGGUGAAUGUCAGCCCCACCAUGGGCUGCUCAACAGCCGUGACUGCCCGACUCUGCCCCGCUGUCCAGGAGGACACGCUCCGCGUGGUACUGGAUCGACGCUACGACCGCAACGCUGACACUGGAAGCUUCCAGCUCAUAUACAAGCAGGCACUAGUAGAGGUUCCUCAGUAUUUGGGUCUCAGUCUUCUAGUGGAAGGAGCUCAGAUCAGACGUCCCCGUUCAUCUCGUGCCAAAAAGUUCAUCAGGUCCCAUUACGAAUCUCUGCACAAAUUCCGACGUGUUCUCCAACCUAAUAAUAGUCCUUUAAGGAAUGAGAACCAGCAGGAGGAGAGGAAGAGGUCCUGGCCAUCUGUCUCACCCAGAAAGGUCACAGUGCACAGAUCUCUAAAUUUACAACCCCUGAGGGAGAAAAGGCACCCAAAACCACUGGUACCCUCGUCCUCAGGUCCUGCUGAACGUCAUCACCUUCACACUGCUCACACACGCACACAUCGCACACACGCACGCUCAGAGCCAACGUACAGUCGUACGCACAGGGCCGAGAAACGCUUGCUCUCUCUGAACCGCCUGGAACCAAUGCUGGAGAUAAUUGGUUUACAACCUGUAAACUCAUACAAGGGCUUCUACCACCAUAACACACAGAUGCACACUGUUAAUGUGUCUCAGCCAGUCAUACGCACACACCAGUACUUCUCACCGCUGCAGUGGCAAAAUGCAGACAUGUCCAGAAUUAAAGUAUAUGGAGCCUCGAGAGACUGGACGAGCCAAAGAGAUAAAUAA